GAUAGCGAGACCAAGUCUCUCUUUCCUUUAUCUUCUUCUCUCUCAACGCAGCCUUUAAAACCCUAGAAAUCCUCAAAAUUCGCGCUGUAUUUAAGCCCUAAAAGCUCAAGAGAUAACAUGUUUUAACAUUUAGUGAGAUCUGUAGACCAUAAAUUUGAGCUCAGAUUCGGAACUUACCUGAGUUUUAUGCUGAUUUUUCAUAUAUCUGUGCGCUAAAUUAAGAGCUCUGUGCCGUGUGUUUUUUCUUUUUCUCUUUCCUGCUUUUUGUUUGGGUAGUUUUUGCUUUAGGAUCAUCAUCCUGUUUGGCGCUUCAGUUUCGAGGUUUUUUGGAGCAAUAAUGUCGUCUUUGAGCAGGGAGUUGGUGUUUCUGAUACUUCAAUUUCUCGAAGAAGAGAAAUUUAAGGAGUCUGUUCACAAGCUGGAGAAAGAGUCCGGCUUUUUCUUCAAUAUGAAGUACUUUGACGAGAAAGUUCAGGCAGGAGAAUGGGAUGAAGUUGAGAAGUACUUGUCCGGCUUUACCAAAGUAGAUGAUAAUAGAUAUUCAAUGAAGAUAUUCUUUGAAAUUAGAAAGCAAAAGUACCUAGAAGCUCUUGAUCGGCAAGACAAGGCAAAGGCUGUUGACAUUUUGGUGCAUGAUCUGAAAGUGUUUUCAACAUUUAAUGAGGAAUUGUACAAGGAAAUUACCCAACUUUUAACUCUUGGAAAUUUCAGGGAAAAUGAGCAGCUUUCUAAGUAUGGUGAUACUAAGACUGCCCGCAGUAUAAUGUUGAUUGAGCUUAAAAAGCUCAUUGAAGCCAAUCCACUUUUUCGAGAUAAACUUGUCUUCCCUACAUUGAGACCGUCAAGACUGCGAACUUUAAUUAAUCAGAGUUUGAAUUGGCAGCACCAGUUAUGCAAGAACCCAAGGCCCAACCCAGAUAUCAAGACGUUAUUCACUGAUCACACCUGCACACCUCCAAAUGGUCCUCUUGCGCCGACGCCUGUCAAUCUUCCUGUUGCGGCAGUUGCAAAGCCUGCUGCUUAUACGUCUCUUGGAGCUCAUGGUCCCUUUCCUCCUCCUGCAGCAGCUGCUAAUGCUGGUGCUUUAGCUGGUGGAUGGCAUGUCUCUGCUCUCAUCUGUCAGCAGCUGUGUACUGCAUCAUCCAUACAUGUUUCUCAGAAUCAAGUGGCUUCAAUGUUAAAACGUCCAAGAACUCCUCCAGCGAACUCAGGUGUAGUUGAUUAUCCAAAUCCAGAUCAUGAACAGCUAAUGAAACGGCUCCGCCCUGCUCAAUCUGUUGAGGAGGUUACAUAUCCAACCCCUCGACAGCAAGCUUCAUGGUCUUUGGAUGACUUGCCAACAAAGGUGGCUUUGACUAUGCAUCAAUCAUCUACUGUCACCAGCAUGGAUUUCCAUCCUUCCCACCAUACCACGCUUCUCGUUGGUUCUGCAAAUGGUGAAAUUACUCUCUGGGAACUUGCACUGCGUGAGAGAUUGGUUUCAAAGCCAUUUAAGGUUUGGGAUGCGGCAGCUUGUUCGUUACCUUUUCAGGCUUCUAUGGUCAAAGAUGCACCAAUUUCCGUCAGCCGUGUUACAUGGAGUCCAGAUGGAAAUUUUGUGGGGGUUGCAUUUACAAAACACUUGAUUCACUUGUUUGCUUGUACGGCAACAAAUGAUUUACGCCAGCAUCUUGAGAUUGAUGCCCAUAUUGGUGGAGUGAAUGACUUGGCUUUUUCUCAUCCAAACAAACAGUUGUGUGUUGUUACAUGUGGAGAUGACAAACUAAUAAAGGUAUGGGACCUGACUGGCAGGAAACUAUUUAACUUUGAAGGUCAUGAGGCACCUGUUUAUUCCAUCUGUCCUCACCACAAAGAGAACAUUCAGUUUAUAUUUUCAACAGCUAUUGAUGGCAAAAUAAAGGCCUGGCUAUAUGACAAUAUGGGUUCCAGAGUCGAUUAUGAUGCUCCAGGUCAUUGGUGUACAAUGCUUUACAGUGCUGAUGGAAGUAGAUUGUUUUCUUGUGGAACUAGUAAAGAUGGGGACUCUUUUCUAGUAGAAUGGAAUGAAAGUGAAGGAGCAAUAAAGAGGAAUUAUACUGGGUUUAGGAAGAAAUCAGCUGGUGUCGUGCAGUUUGACACAACACAGAAUCACUUUUUGGCUGCAGGUGAAGAUGGGCAAAUAAAAUUCUGGGAUAUGGACAAUAAUAGUGUCAUUAGUAGCAUAGAUGCUGAUGGAGGACUCCCGGCACUUCCACGGUUGAGAUUCAAUAAGGAAGGGAACCUUCUUGCAGUUACAACAGCUGAUAAUGGAUUCAAGAUACUUGGAAAUGCUGCUGGCCUCAGAUCUGUGAGAGCAAUUGAAGCCCCAUCUUUUGAAGCAUUGAGAAUGCCAAUUGAUUCUGCUUCAAUUAAGGUUUCUGGUACUUCUGCCGUUGCAACUGCUAGUCCUGUCAAUUGUAAAGUGGAAAGAAGCUCCCCUGUCAGGCCUUCGCCAAUUCUUAAUGGAGUGGAUCCCAUGGGUAGAAGCAUUGAAAAACCAAGAACCAUGGAUGAUGUUGUUGAUAAGACCAAACCUUGGCAGUUGGCUGAAAUUGUGGAUCCUAUCCAUUGCCGGUUAGUUACUUUGCCUGACACCACAGAUACCUCCAGCAAGGUUGUUCGUCUUCUGUAUACAAAUUCUGGUGUUGGUGUUUUGGCGCUCGGGUCAAAUGGUAUUCAGAAGCUGUGGAAGUGGACACGCAAUGAACAGAAUCCUAGCGGAAAGGCCACUGCCAAUGUGGUACCACAGCAUUGGCAACCGAACAGUGGUCUUCUUAUGACUAAUGAUGUCACAGGUGUCAACCUUGAGGAAGCAGUCCCAUGCAUAGCACUUUCAAAGAAUGACUCAUAUGUGAUGUCAGCAACUGGUGGAAAGGUUUCAUUGUUUAACAUGAUGACGUUCAAGGUAAUGACAACAUUCAUGUCACCUCCUCCUGCUUCAACUUUCUUGGCAUUUCACCCUCAGGACAAUAACAUUAUAGCCAUUGGAAUGGAAGAUUCAACCAUCCAUAUAUAUAAUGUUAGAGUGGAUGAGGUAAAAUCAAAAUUGAAAGGUCACCAGAAGCGAAUCACUGGUUUAGCCUUUUCAACCAAUCUUAAUAUCUUGGUUUCAUCAGGUGCUGAUGCGCAACUUUGCGUGUGGAGCAUUGACACAUGGGAGAAGAGGAAGUCAAUUAAUAUCCAGAUACCUGCUGGAAAAGCUCCCACGGGCGAUACACGUGUGCAGUUCCAUUCUGAUCAGAUACGCAUGCUGGUUGUUCACGAGACACAGUUAGCAAUAUAUGAUGCCUCUAAGAUGGAACGUGUUCGACACUGGGUUGCACAAGAUGGAUUGUCUGCACCUAUAUCUUAUGCAGCAUACUCCUGUAACAGUCAGUUGGUUUAUGCUACCUUUGUUGAUGGUAACAUUGGAGUCUAUGAUGCGGACAGCCUCAGGCUAAGAUGCCGAAUUGGUCCAUCAGCAUACUUACCUCAAUCUAUCUUAAAUGGAAGCCAAACUGUAUACCCUCUUGUUGUUGCGGCACAUCCGCUGGAGCCAAACCAAUUCGCUAUAGGGUUGACAGAUGGGUCAGUUAAAGCGAUGGAGCCAACAGAAUCCGAGGGGAAGUGGGGUGCAAGUCCACCAGUGGACAAUGGCAUGCUCAACGGUAGAACACCAUCUUCAUCUACCACAAGCAAUCACACACCAGACCAACUGCAACGAUGACGAGCUUCCUUGUAUUUAAGACUCCAUCUGUAUCUUAUCCAUGUAGAUUUUAGGGUUAAUACUUAGUAGUCCUUCACCGUACAUCUCAUCAAAGGUAAGCUAGGACAUUGUUGACUAGAGAUAUUUGUUCUUGUAUACUACAGGGUUCUAGUUUCACCUCCACUUCCAACUUCAAUUUGGUUCAACUGUCUUUUUGGCGUCAAAAAGAGUGCCUUGGUUCAUUCACAGAAAUGCUGUAUAAUUCAUCUUAUUCCUUGUAAUAAACUCAAUUAACCCUCUCUGUUUCAACUUGGGUUUUGGGGCAUCCUACAUAUUUCUCAAUGAAUUCCGUCAUUCAUUGCUGGUAUUGAGUUAGUCCAUUCAGGAUAGUUUGAGUCAUAUCUCUUUACCAGUUAUGAAUAGAAUGAAAGUUCACUUAUGAGCUUCUUUUGUCA
This is a messenger RNA of Carica papaya (papaya), 4158 nucleotides long. Its product is annotated as TOPLESS-related 3. Lineage: Eukaryota; Viridiplantae; Streptophyta; Magnoliopsida; Brassicales; Caricaceae. Gene Ontology annotation, molecular function: protein binding. The record is from RefSeq and is a predicted model, not a curated record. Gene Ontology annotation, biological process: regulation of DNA-templated transcription.